Molecule: messenger RNA, 795 nt
Organism: Xenia sp. Carnegie-2017
Lineage: Eukaryota; Metazoa; Cnidaria; Anthozoa; Malacalcyonacea; Xeniidae
Product: SOSS complex subunit C-like
Exons: 5
Coding region: 169-483 (104 amino acids)
Biological process (GO): DNA repair
Cellular component (GO): nucleus; SOSS complex; nucleoplasm
Source: RefSeq, a predicted model, not a curated record
AAUACUCAAAUACGCUAACUAAUUUAUGUAUAUUUACUUCAGACAGAAAAAAAGUCUAAAUACUUUUAUGGCUAUUGCUGGGCGAAAUAUAUCAAUUGUUUGAAAAAAUAGUUAUUCUAAAUACAUGAUUUCAGGUCUGUGACUAAAACAACAAGUUUUUCUUCGUUUAUGUGGAUAUCAACGUCAAUCAUAGAAAAAGACAUGGCGAGUCAAGGCGAGUUACAAAACAGGAACAAAAUUCUACAAGAAAUUUUUGAAAAGAAAAAGCAGUUAGGACAGCAAACAAACACAACCACUACACCAUUUUUACCAAAUAAUUCACCAAAGGAGCCCACCAGACAUGCUAGCGAUGCCCACAUUCAGGCUCAAAGACAAGCUCUUGAGCAUGCAAACUCAAUUUCAUGGGGUUACUUUAUCAUGCAAGACUCUAUUCACGGAAAUUUAAUAUUGCCUGUUAUACCAAGAUUUGAGAGAGACUCGUGAUUACAUAUUAUAUUAAAGGAUGAAUGUUUCAUAAAAUAUAAUGUGCAGAUAGACUUAAGCUUACAAACAUGAUAGUUCAUGUAUAUAACAAGUUAAUGACAUCAAUAAUAGCUGUAAAGAAUUAUUUGUCAUCUUUUUCUUUUAAUGUAAAUAUGUUGUAAAUGUUUCUUUGGCUUGAAAUUAGAUUUAUACAUGUUGACAAGUAAGACCAAAACAAUAUUGAGCAUACAUUGAACAUUCAUUUAUGAACAUUAUCAAUACAUAAUAAUCCUUCCUUAUAUAAUGAUGUACUCAAUAAAACAUUAACAACAA